Uranotaenia lowii is the source of this 8353-nucleotide messenger RNA. RefSeq names its product protein AF-10 (gene Alh). The transcript is spliced from 14 exons. The record is from RefSeq and is a predicted model, not a curated record. Bases 963 to 6509 code for a protein of 1848 amino acids. Gene Ontology annotation, molecular function: histone binding; nucleosome binding. Gene Ontology annotation, biological process: regulation of transcription by RNA polymerase II. Gene Ontology annotation, cellular component: nucleus. NCBI's taxonomy places the organism in Eukaryota, Metazoa, Arthropoda, Insecta, Diptera, Culicidae.
GGAGAAAUAAAAUGGAGAAUUUUGUGUGAUUGUUGUUUUGCACAACAUUAUUCUCGCGUUCGGGUUGUCAAAAGUUUGUAAACUUGGACCGCCGGAAAAGGGCCAAAAAGUGUCGUAAAGCGAAGUGGAAGACCGAAUCGAUCGGAAGCAGCAGGAAUUUUCGGUACGCGAGUGUUAUCCGGUGCGUGUGGCCGCAGCAAAAAAAAAGAACCCCACGAAAAAUCAUACGGAUUUUUCAGGAUUCUUCCCAUCGCACUUCCCUCUAAUCGACGAGCUUUUUUUCUUUCCUAUUUGGAGCCAUGGAGUAAAGAAGAGCAGGCAGGUAGGCCUCCGAAAAGUAAAAUUGUCGGACGACUGGAAGCGGAGAGGCUCUUGCUUGAAGCUAGAGAGAAAGAGAAAAGAAGUAGCCCGUGGCCUCGCCUGUUCCUGCUGACUGGAAGUGUUUUUGGGGAUGGAAGGGAGCAUCUCAGUUUUUUUCGGACUGACUUCUCAAGAACGGGCUCUUCCCGCUUUUUGGAGCUCUUGAAGAUAGCUCGAUAUAAUCGAUAGAGGGAAAUCUAUUACAUCACGGCUGGACGAAGUCUGAACGCGGUCGCGGUUAAUCGAGAAAACAGUACGGCUGAAGGGGUGUGCCGGAUUUUGGACACCGGAAUAAGAAAGUGUAGAUUGUUUUAAUCCCUAGAGAAGUAAACCGGAUGGGACACCCAUGAAGAAAACUGAAGCCAAGAAGCGCAAGAGGAGAAAAUAGUGUGGUGAGACGCAUUUUGUGUGUGUUAUUUCUUCGCGUUUAGAUGGGCACGGGAGUAAAUGAGAAGUCAUAAAACGAUUUAGCAUAAGUGAAAAGUGAAAGAGAGUUCUUAGACUAUAAGCGUACAAUAAAGUGUUAUAGAAAAAUCAAUUCAUCAUACUAGGUUCGGAAAUCUAGUGGAUGGGUAGGAGUUUUUGAUUGACCACGGGCCAGAAUGAAGGAGAUGGUCGGUGGUUGUUGCGUUUGCUCCGAUGAUCGGGGUUGGUCGGAGAACCCGUUGGUCUAUUGUGAUGGCCAGAGUUGUGCAGUGGCCGUGCACCAGGCGUGCUACGGUAUAGUGACGGUGCCAAGUGGGCCUUGGUACUGCCGCAAGUGUGAAAGUCAGGAACGGUCAGCUCGGGUGAGGUGCGAACUUUGCCCCUCGCGAGAUGGAGCCCUCAAGCGAACCGACAACCAAGGAUGGGCGCACGUUGUUUGUGCGCUUUACAUUCCGGAGGUGCGAUUCGGCAAUGUCACCACCAUGGAACCAAUUAUCUUGCAGCUGAUACCCCAGGAACGUUACAGCAAGACUUGCUACAUUUGUCAAGAAAUGGGCAAAGCCUCGCGAUCUACCGUCGGUGCGUGUAUGCAGUGUAACAAAUCUGGCUGCAAACAACAGUUUCACGUUACCUGUGCACAGCAACUUGGGCUGCUUUGCGAAGAAGCUGGAAAUUAUCUAGACAAUGUUAAAUAUUGUGGAUACUGCCAGCAUCAUUAUAGUAAAUUGAAAAAAGGUGGCAACGUCAAAACCAUUCCACCCUACAAACCAAUAAGUCACGAAACAAACUCAAGCGAUGGCCCAUCUUCGCCGGAGAAAGAACUGGAACCACCGCCUACUCAGCAACAUUCCAGUGGGAGCGGUUUGGGAAGCACCAGCGGGAUAAAAUCGACAAACCGAUUACCGAAUGAACAGACCGCUGGGCCACCAUUGGCAUCGUCGUCUUCUUCGUCGAAGCAGAGAAAAUCUUCAGGUGCCUCAAAGGGUUCCACCAAUACAUCUAUGGCACCUGGCUCCACAAUUAUGUCGGGGCCAGGAAACACUAACUCUACUGGCAUACCUAGUCAACCGUCCUCUAUUGCGCCAGGACUGCCUGGUAUGAAUUCAAUGGCUGCCAUGAGUAACGUUACCGGAAGUAGUCUUGGCAAAACUAGCUCUUCUUCAACAAGUAGCAGCAGUAAAGAUAAGGACAAAUAUAACAAAAAUAUUAGUAAGGUAUCCAGUACAAACAAAGGUCAUGAAAAGGAUCCAUCAAAUGCUUCGGCAUCUUCCUCAUCUUCGUCGUCACAACGAGACAAAGGUUCGAAAUCCUCAAAAUCCAGCACUUCUGGAGGAAACAGCAAUAUUGGCGUAAUAGGAACAACCAGUAGCAUAGUUUCCCAUACUGGAUCAAAUGUUUCUAACCCAAUGCUGAAGGAAUCGGAUCCAGCUUUGAUGUCAUCUUCAACAUCUAGCAAUGCCCCACCACACUCAACUACGAUGAAGCACCAACCGGACAGUGGAACCAUUAAGCAAGAGAAAACGUUAGCACAAAUUUCAUCCGCUGCCGUUUCUUCUGCCCGUGCAGCUUCUUUAUCCCCGGCAGCUAUCCCGACAACGCUUAUCAUAAAACCACCUCAGGAUCAUUCCGGAAACAGCAAAGAUAUAUUAUCUAAGGAAACAAUCGCCAAGUUCACCACAUCAAAUUUCACCGAAACAAUAGUUGUGAAUUCGGAUUCAGUGUUCGGUGCCAAUGCCCCCGGUAAUCCUGGACUAGAACCAAUUGGCAGCAAUACUGGAAGCCUGGGUGGAAAUACAGGAGGACCUCCACUAGGCCCAAUCUCUGUUAUCGAAUCAGGUUCCGCGAGUGCAAAUGUUAAGAUGAAUCUCUCCGGCGAGAAUCCGUACUCCGGUGGCAGCGCUGGCGGUGCCAAAAAACGAAAAGCGGAUGCGAGAUCAACUCCGACAUUCACUUCAGGAGAUAUCGACAUUAAUCGCGAUCUUAUCAAGGACGUUGCUGUUUCUCUAGUGCCAUUACCCCUAAAUAAAAAUGAUAGCAUUGAUCCGGCGUCUAUAAGCGGGAUAGAAAAAAGCAUCAAAAAGGCCAAAACAGAACCCAACUCUCCACAUACGCCCACCGCGGAUCCGAAUUUGCAAAAUUUGAACCCUAAUCUACUACAGUCGUCUCAUGCAUCCAACGUCAUCUCAUCUUCUAUCAAGCAUCAGCAGCAGCCCAACUCGCCCCAGCUGCCACCACCGACUUCACAGCAACAACAGCAGGGACAACUGCACACCCCAAGUCUUGUAGUUUCUGUUCCCUUGUCGACAGCAACCGUACCUGGCGUUAAUCUACCUACCAGUAACAGCGGUAGUAGCACCGGCAUAAGCAGCAGCAGCAGCAGCACCAGCAGUAGUGGUCCCACAAACACCACCAGCAAUGUACCUAACGUUAGCAGUGGCAGCAACAGCAUCAUCAACACACCGAACAUUGUUUCCCCCGGGCAAAUGCCACCGGGAACCAGUUUGUACCAGCAGUUGACUCAACGAUCUGGGGAGCAGUUUAUGGGCGCAUCAGCAAAUCGCUCCAGUCCAGUGAUUCAACAGCAAACCAGCCACGUGAUUCAGAAUCCUGCUCACGUGAUAUUGGAAAGGCAAUCCCCAUCGAUGCGAUCUUCUCCCGCCAUCAUUACGAGUGCGGGUGGACCGCAACAAGCGGCCCAUUCAUUCGGUACGAGCGGAACGCUACUCGGGAUGGACCUGAACCCGCAGCCCGGCAACCCGGUAUCCGUACUACAAAGCAUUUCACCUGUUCCGAUGAAUGCUAUUCAGAGCACCUCCUCGUCACCGAUCACGAUGGGAGGCGAGGGCGGAGGUGGUGGCUUGAAGAUUUCCUACGAAGCACAGACCCCCAACGCACGGAUAGCAGCCCUACAGGAAGAAGAAUUCAUGGGCCGUAGAUCAAGAUCAAAGUCAAGAGAACGUGGUAGUGGCGGAACAGGAAACAGCGCUGGUGGUGGUAAAACGCGAACAUCUAAGAAGCGCUCUCUGCAGCAACAACAGCAGCAGCAGCAACACCGUUCGUCGCCAUCAGUCAAUUCUGGCUCGACGUCCACUUCCUCCAGCCCUGCUUCUUCUGCCAAUAACGCCAGCAGCAACAUAAGCACGAUCUAUGCUAGAAAUGAUCCGCUCAAACCGACCACAACCACCACCACCGCCGCCGCCAAUAAUAGUCGUAGCUCAACGCCUAGCAAUAGUCACAGCAGUAGUCACUCGAACACUAGUAACAAUAAUCAGCUUAACCCGACCCUUAACAGUAGUAGCAAUAAUUCUAGUCACACUAACCCGACCAGUGGUAACAAUAGUAACAGUAACAGCUUGCUGACAACCGCCACCUCAACCGGAUCAACCAUUAUGGGCCCUACAACUCAGCCCCCCAAAUUGUCUGACAAAUUUUCCCAGUCCGUGUCCUCUGCUUCAUCUUCCGCAAGCGGCACUGGAAGUGUGAACACUUCCAACAUAACUUCGUCUAUCACUACUUCUGCUAUCACCUCUGCUCCUGGCACAAAUGUUAUCGAAAUGGCCGGUUCUGUUUCUACCUCCGUCAAUAUUUUUCAAAGCAACCAUGCCAAUAACAUUGGCCAGCAGCAAAAUUUGGUUCCUGGUGGAAGUGCUGGCGUUAGUGCUAAUGCAACUGUCAUGGGAAACAGCAACAGUAGUAAUAGUAGUAACUUCGCUGCCGGAUCCCACACCGAUCAUGGCCAUGGCACUCCCAGUAGCAAUAACACCAGUAGUAUCAAUAACUCAAGUAAUAACAGCGCUGUGGUGGUCACGCACACCAGCAAAAAGUUGCGAUCCUCGCAAACAUUGGUUGAAAUACCCUCGCCGUCUAAUUCCAGAACACCGGACAAUAGUUUCGGUUCUAAUUCUUCAUUUAGCGGAGGUGGAGGCCUCAAGUUCUCGUACGAAGCGCAACCUACCAGCAAUUCGAUAACGAUCGGUGCCACAUCGACGAUUAUCACACCACAGGCGACGGUCAAAGAAUCGCCACCUAGCUCACCGGGUUCAGAUUCGGGUAUGGGAACGCGCAACAGUUCCGGGGCGGGCAACAAGCGAAACCGAAAACUAUCGACUCACUCCAAUGUGGGGGGACCUCUCGGGUUGGCCGGUCCACCCGAAGCGAAGGAAAGCAAACUUUUCCAGAACGGUGUGGUUCAUGCGAGCCACAUGCUUGGAAACCAGCUGAAUCCAAACAGUACCAUGGCCCAGAAGAUGUCCGAUCAGCUCAGCAUGGAAAUCGAAACCCACACGACGUUUGUCGAGGCAGCGCCGCAGCUGGUUGGGCCUCCGUUUCCGGGAAAACAAGCGGUGCGCCCAAGCAAUCCGGCACCAACUGGCGGGGGAGGAAAUUCUCUUAGCUCGAUGCUAACGGGAAGUGCAACGGCAACGGCCAACGGGAACACACCGCAAAGCCUAGAACAGCUUCUAGAACGCCAGUGGGAACAAGGAUCUCAGUUUUUGAUGGAACAAGCACAACAUUUCGAUAUUGCAUCUCUUUUGUCCUGCCUGCAUCAGCUGCGGAGUGAAAAUGUUCGCCUGGAAGAACACGUGAACAAUCUCAUCGCCCGGCGGGACCAUCUCCUGGCAGUAAACGCUCGCUUAGCGAUUCCCUUGAACCCGGCUGCAAUGGGUGGAGUUGGCUUGGGAGGUGGCGGUGGCGGUGCAGGCAACACUGGGUCUGGAGGUGGUGGUUCCGGUAACACUGGAGGCAGCUCAGGAGGUAGCACCGGAGGGGGCGGGUCUAGUGCAGCAGGAUCUCAAGCCUCCCCGUUGUUGUGGUUAGGUCAAUUCAAUAACAUGCACGGGAACGGACCUCAUGAAGGUGGAGGUGGAAGUUCAACUUCAACUACGACCAUUUCUAGUCGGAAUAGUCGAAUACAACAGCAUCAAUCGCAAAAUCAGCAGCAACAGCAAUCACAAUCCCACUUUGGCAGUAAUACUAGUAGUAGUAAUCCGGUACCCCUGGAAAAUGGUAUCGAUUUCCGACAUUCGAACUCGAAUCAUCCCAACACUAACAACUCCUCGAUCAGACAUCAUUCACCUUCGAAUCAGUCUUGCGCUCCAUCUUCGAACGCCACUUCCAACAGACAGUCUUCAUCGUCAUCGGGCACCGGAGGUGGAUCAAUCUCGGAACCACCAUCUCAAUCUUCGCAUCACCCACGUGCAUCAGGACGUGGGGGCACGCAUAACAGUAACAGUUCGGGUUCCGGAUCAAGCAGCGCAACAAACACGACAUCAUCCAACGUAUUUCAGGUUCAACAGCAAACCAUUUACAACACCGCCCAUCAGAUUCCGCUUUUGUUGGAGCACCACCAACAGGAGCACCAUUCUCAGCAACACCAUCCGCCUCUGCCGUCUGUUCAAGCAGCACCUCACGGGGCACACCAUCUGCGGCAAACGUCGCCGACAGUUCCCUCCUCGCGAGCACAUCAGUCACGCGACCACAAUACGAGUCGUGUGGCGGUCCCAGAUGGUGCCAAUCUGCCGCCAUCUCUAGGACCGCCGUCUUCACAUUCCCAUCAUCCUGUGUCGUCGAUUCACUCCUCCUCACAACAGCCGCCUCCACCCGCACCUUCCACGCUUCCACCGCACCACCACAUUACUCCCCCGCACCAUCAAGUGCAAUCCUCCGGCCAUCCACCACCUCCACCACCGCCACACGUUCAACAGCAGAGGCAAAGACAUUAAGAAAUGUGUGACUUGAGUCUCCUUGCAAUAAUGGGAUCAGAUACACCAUUGUGUGCUGCAUAAUCACUGCAAUUUACCUGAACACCGAAGUCUCCGAAUGCACCUACAAAACGUGCUUUUAAAUCAGAUUAAUAUAAUUUUGAAGUAGUCAAUUCAGUGAAAAAUGUUGUAUCAAACAGCUAGUUAACGAAGUUUAACGUUGAGAAGUACAAGACAAAUUUCUGCUGAAAUCACAUUAUUCCUUUUCGUAAUUAACCCAAACCAAUGGACACUUUCAACAAUGUAGAAACUGCACCUAUUUUAGAGAGGGCGUACCCAUUGCGUACGCAUGCCAAAUUUCAAGACUUUUACUGCUUUCAUCCUCGUCCAUUCAUUGCAAUUCUAUGUCAAUUUCACUUUGUAAACCUCAACACUUUUUGAUCAUCGACAUUUUGUGUUUCAGAGUUAUCAAAACUCUAAACUGCUUUCGACGCACAUACUUUUCCAAGAUAUACUUUAACUUUGAUCUGAAACAUAGAAUACUGAUGUUAAACCACAUUAGAGAUGGUGGAACUCGAAAUCUUAACUUCAAAUCGAAAUACCCAUUUCAUAAACAAUUUUCUUUAGUGGUCGGAUUUGGAAAUUUUCUAUAUUUGGGGAUUAUUCAAUUCAGAUCAUUUAGAGUAAAAUUGGCAAUCUCACUUCUUAAUCGGAGAUGUUUGCCUAGAAAUUUGGAUUGAUUCAACUUUGGCGUAUUGUCAAAUUAGAUUUACUUCUUUCUUUGAAUUUUUCUAUGUCAACGACAGUUGGAAAACAGAAGCUUUAAAUUGUUUUUUUUUUUUGGUUAAUUUUCGUAAAAAUAAACCGCUUUGGGCAUCUGAUUAUGCUGCACUUUCGAAUUAAAUAUUCCGAUAGUUUAAAGAUUAUCAAACACCCACUUAAUUCAAGGCUUUUUAAGAGAAAUGUCAAUAUAAUAUAGUGGAAAAUGUGUUAGAUUUAAAGCCGUUGUUCAAUAUUUUCUGUUUACGUAAACGUUUUUUCAACAGUUCUAGAAUGAUUGGUGGCUUAAAUUAGUAAAAAGUUAUUUAUGUAAGAGAACUUUAUUGUGUGACAACCAACUUGUCUUGUGACUAUUAUAAACAAUUUUCAGUUUAAACUCGGAUGGGUUGCAUUGUAACAGACGAGACUGCUUUAAAACAAAUAUUUUGGGUCGAAUUUGUUCUCCGUGUUAUGCUUUAACUACCUAGAUGACUCAUCAAAUAAUAGUGAAAGGUAAAACAGUUUAAUCAUUGUAUAAUGAUUCGAACAUUGCUACAUGUUUUCUUUUGCAAAUAAACCAGAAUUGAGAAGAUUCAUAUCCGAAAUAUUACGCAAAAUGCCUGAUUUCGCUGUAACUAAUUGGGAGUUCACUUUCUUUAGUUACACAAUGGCUUUAGCAAGGGACAUUCUUUUUUAUUUAUAAAUAGCAAAUAUUAUCCCAUUCCAUCAGUUUUUUUUUAAACUUUGUUGCACGAACUCGCAUAAUUUUCCCUUUUUAUGAGGAUUCUACAAUAAACCGUAAAUGUUACAAACACACAUCACUCAGGUUGAAUCUUAAAUUGUAAAUACAUUUCAGAGAACAUCAUACUGAUCGUUUUCCCGCAUUUUAUUGAACAAAUUGAAAUAAACAGCUAGGCAUGUGUGCUUAGAAAAGAAUGAUAUUAUAAAAAAGCAUACUUACAUACUUUGGAAACACAAAAAAUACAAACCUUAAGACAAAAUACGAAUCAAACCAUAAAGAUAACCACUUUGGCCCACAUCAAAAUACCCUGUAAUCAAUGAAUCUUGUGCAAUGGUAUAAAUAAAUAUGAAGUUAAACUAUUGAA